AUGUCAACACCACGUCCGACACUUCCGGCCACAGCCAACGACAAGAGCUCAGCGUCUAAGUCUUCGGCUGCCCCAGCUGCUGUGGGCAGCAAGUCCAAGUCCAAGGCCAGAAAGGUGAAGCCAGGCCACAAGCGCACGAUUGCGGAAGAUCUCACGCUGGACAAGCAAACACCCAUCAUGGAUGUGAAGGCGGAAGUGGCGAAGAUCCUAGAGGCACUGAUUCCAAGAUCUCCGAGCCAGUCGGCCCUGCAGAUGAUAGGGUUUGGGUUAAGCGUGCAGAUUGCAGGUGAUUUAACCUUGGUCAGGAAAUGGGUCUUUUGGGACCUCUUUGCCGGCACAGCACGAAUUUCAGCCAGUCUGCGCGCGAUGGCGGACUUGACCUCGCUGCCCACGUCCUUGGGCGCUACCUGGGCCAUGGGCCCUGUGGUUGACAUUGCUAGGCCAGAUGUGCGCUGUGAUGUUAUGUUGCGUCCUCCGAGUUUCCAGGCCAGACGAACGGAUGCCGAGUGGAAGGAGCUUCGCGAGAGGGCUGAGAGGCUGUGGAACUUUUCCAUCCAUGUGUGUCAGCACCAGCUCUCCCAGGGGCGUGCAGCCAGUCUGGAAAAUCCACCUGGGAGUUACGCUUGGCAGCUUCAGCGAUCGCAGCAAGUCCUGGGCCUGGGUGCUGAGAAGAUGACGAUCUACGGCACGUCGAGCUGCAGCUGGGGCAUGGUAGAUCCAGUGUCCGGCCGUCCUUACCGCAAGCCUCAGCGUUUCGCCUGCUCUGAAUCCCUGGCCAGUCUCAAGAGGAAGUGCCAGUGCAAGCAACAGGGCAAGAAACAUCAGACGGCCAGCGGACAUGCCAGAGGCCACGGCCGUAG
Molecule: messenger RNA, 860 nt
Organism: Symbiodinium necroappetens
Lineage: Eukaryota; Dinophyceae; Suessiales; Symbiodiniaceae
Source: the annotation of a GenBank genome assembly